AUGCUUCGCACCUUCGCCCUUUUGGUGACCCUUCUGCCUCUUUGUCACUGCCUUUUUGGUAUCGGUAGACUGCAGUCAGUUGCAGUUAAGGGCAAACUUGUAUGCAAUAACAUUCCGGCAUCAAAAGUCAAAGUGAAACUAUACGAAAAAGAAGUCUUUAUCGACAAGAAAAUGGAUGAAGCACGAACGGACCUCGACGGGCAGUUCCGCCUAUCAGGAUCAAAACGAGAGAUCACCACCAUUGAUCCAAAAGUCAACAUAUACCACAAAUGCGGUUACAGUGGGCCGUGCUACAAAAAACUAAGCAUCACAAUACCCGACCAAUUCAUCACACGAGGACGUUAUCCACAGAGAACGUACGACAUAGGAACUUUGAACCUUGCCAACAAGUUCAAAGGUCAAACGACUGACUGUUUUAACUGA
Molecule: messenger RNA, 423 nt
Organism: Cooperia oncophora
Lineage: Eukaryota; Metazoa; Nematoda; Chromadorea; Rhabditida; Trichostrongylidae
Source: the annotation of a GenBank genome assembly